Hydra vulgaris (swiftwater hydra) is the source of this 1095-nucleotide messenger RNA. Lineage: Eukaryota; Metazoa; Cnidaria; Hydrozoa; Anthoathecata; Hydridae. The record is from RefSeq and is a predicted model, not a curated record.
UUGCCGACAAAUAAAAUAAACAACUCAUGAGAACGGACAUUUGAUGCGCUUCCUGAUAUAAUUUUUACAAGUUUUUUUAAGUGGCAAAAUCGACAAAUAAUUUACUAUCGUGGUAAUUCUCGUAAAUUUUUAUUAUCGUCUUGGGAGCAUCCUUUUUGUUAGAAAAUUGCUCAUAAAAAUUAAAUCCGCAAUUUUUAAAAUGGAAUUCUCAAGGGAGGAAACAGAUAAACGAAGUUCCAGUAAGCUGUCCGUUUGCUUGGAAAAGCAAACCGAAAACUUGUUAAUCAAACGGAUCUCUAGUUUUUCAAAAAUGAAUCCAUUUCGUCUAAGUAGAAAAAGAGAUAAAACCAACAGCGAUACAAAAUUAACGCACGGAAAGAGAGAAAAAAAUAAUGAAAAACUGAGGCACAGUAUUUCAAACAAUGAAAUUGUCAAACAACUCGAUGCAACGCCAAUUCAUCCGUUUCAUGAUACUAAUGCAAAAGAAGUCGAAUUUUCGAAAUCCGAUCAAACCGAUUAUACUACUGAUGGUAUUUUAAGUUAUAAUAAGCUUUUUAUUAAUGGGGACAACUUUUUUAAAAACUUUGAAUUUCCAGAAAAAACUUUUUCUAAAAACAACUUAGAGUUUCAGUCAUUGACUGCCAUGAUUAACGCUAUGAAGGAUUGGUGAAUAUUGACUGCCAUGAUAAACGAAUCGCUAUGAAGAAUUGGUGAUGUAAAUAUGUGGAAUUUUAAUUCGGCAUCGAAUUUUUAUUUGAAUUGUUAUUCCGAUACUAAUAUUAAACAAAAUCUCAUAAUGGUUUAAAAGUAGACGUGAAGCAGUAUUGAAGCCAGUCAAGAGUUUUAGUUUUUAGAAAAAAUAUGUACUUAAAUAAAGUUAGUUUGGAAACUUGUGGUUUAGAGGGGGAAAUUGUAGUUUAUUUGGUUAACUUUGUGGUUCAAAAAAAUGAGAUUUUCGAUAAACAGCAAAUGAAAGUUAAUGAACGCUAAUGAAAGAUUAGAUUAGCUAAUGAAAGAUAAAGUUAUUGUUUUGUCCAACAAAUUGUUGGAACUUUUUUUUUCCGGUAAAUUACUUAAAACUUCUUAAUUUCAAAA